Molecule: messenger RNA, 1572 nt
Organism: Lodderomyces oxycetoniae
Lineage: Eukaryota; Fungi; Ascomycota; Pichiomycetes; Serinales; Debaryomycetaceae
Exons: 1
Coding region: 1-1572 (523 amino acids)
Source: RefSeq, a predicted model, not a curated record
AUGACAAACCAACAGUACUACACAGCGACAACAGGUCUUCUUAACCUCAUCAUGCAUUUGGAAAAUGGUGCAUCCACAGGAACUGGAAUAGUAAAUCUAGUCGAAUUUGCACACAAUUUUCAAGGCCCAAUAAUACCUUCCCCAAUCGUUAACUAUUGUCUAAACACACAGAAUAAUCUAUUUGGAAAUUAUCCAACUAAAGGUGAUCUUGCACCGUCAAUUACAUUCGCUACCUUAUUCGGUUUUAUUAUGCUUGUCCACUGUAUCGUGUUUGCCAUAGAUCAAUAUCGAGGUCAUUAUUUUUAUAUCUCUGUCAUUUGGAUUUUUUAUUCAGCAAUGAAGAUAUGUGGUUUUGCAUUACGAGCACAAUGGUCAAAAGACAUUACUAGAGUGUCAUUGGGAUUAGCGAGUGAAGUGUUCUUAAUCAUUCCGGCAGUAGUUAUUUUGCUGGCCAACUUGAUUCUUGCUCAAAGAUUGUUUACAUGGAGACAUCCAGUCGGUGGAUCCAGGAGAUUGUUCUGGGGCUUUAUGUUGGGUACUUAUGCUUUUGUGCUGAUUUUGAUUGCAGUGACUGUUCUUGCUUCUUUUGUUCCAUAUUUGUACUUUCUAAGCUGGGAUUCGUACAGAUCGUGGAUCAAAACGGUUCAGUUUACAUCGAUCUUGGUUAUUGCUUACUCCUUGACAUCCGUUGCUUUGAUUGGGUUGAGUUUCUGGCUACCAACCAAGAAGGAUGAGUUGCGGUAUACCUACCAGCCAUGGUGGAUUGAAAGCUUUGCGCCAUUCUACUUUCCAGAAAAGGGUGCAGCACAAAGAGCUGAAGCAUCAUUUAUGAAGAGGAAUUCAAACCACAGACAUGCGACGAGAGUGAUUGCAGCUACACACCACCACUUCCACAGCGUUAAGGGGUUGACCAACAAACGUGGAGAUCUCAAGCAUAAUAUUUCCAUGGGAUUACUUGUGAUUACUACGGUACUUAUCUUCAUUAGUGCCAUGGGUAGAGCCAUUGUAGUUUUCCAAGCAAGAGAAGCAAGGUAUUCCAGUCCCGCAGCAAACAAGUGGUUCAUGUACGUAUGCUGGGGUGUUUUUGAAGUGAUAAUCAAUAUACUAUACAUUGUAGGUAGAGUUGAUCUUCGAUUUUACCGUCCAGACAGGUUACCCAAACCUGUUAGAGAGAUUAUCACUGCCGAACAAACGUACUAUCCAUCAUCAGACGAAGAAGAAGACGGGUUCCAUAGAGAUAGGCCAGAAACAUACGACAAGAUCCGUGGUCGCGCUGAACAUGGUUAUAAGAAUUCAGUUUCUAGACAAGAGCCAGCCUAUCCCGGUCAUGACCCAGGAUAUACAUCUGAAGCAACGGAAGAGUAUGAAGAAGAUGAUGAUGAUACAGAUGCUGAUGAGGACGAUGAAGUGAAUUCUAAUGAAUGGGAUUUCACCGUUCCCAAGCAAGAAAAGAUGUCACUUAGUUCUGACGAAGUAAGUAAACACGUUGAGCCACCUUAUCCAACAUCCCCAGCGAAUAAAAAACAUAACAAGGAGGUAAGAAACGACAACGAAUCAGAGUUUAACUUUUAG